This is a messenger RNA of Pelodiscus sinensis (Chinese soft-shelled turtle), 3868 nucleotides long. The record is from RefSeq and is a predicted model, not a curated record. Lineage: Eukaryota; Metazoa; Chordata; Testudines; Trionychidae.
CGGGUGGAGCAGGGAAGCGGGCCGGGGGUAUGUCGCGGGUUCCUGGGGGUGGGCCCCUGCCUCCCCCUUGGCCUUGACAGUGGCUGUAUUGCUCAGGCGGCGCUGCCCUGCGGGGUGGCAUGAGAAGCGGGCCGGUGGGACUAGCGCCUUUGGAGGAAGAGUGAAGACCUGCGUGUACUAAAGAGCAACCGCACAGGUGUUGUCCUGGGGGCUGCCUGCUUACCGCUGCACUUGCUGGAGGUGUCACAGAAAUGUGCAGUAGCAGACGGGGAAGAACUGCAUCAUAGGCUAGUUUUCAGUAGGACUUGGGCAGAGAUUAACACUUAUGUAAUCAGACGAUGUGGGUUGUGUGUAGGGUGACCCUAUCUCCCUAUGCUGAAUAUAGGACAGAAAAAAUUACUCACUUUCAAGUGAGUGGCCAUCUGUCUUAUUUUUUAAAGUUUGAGAGCUCACAGGGAGAAAACAUGCAUACGCAUGCAUGCACACUACACAGUGGGUAGUAGCAUAUCCUUGCAGAACUCCUCUCUUUUCCCCCACCAUCCACUAUUUUGUCCCUGCCUCCCUGCCCACUGUCAAAAAGCAGCUAACACCUUAAGGUUGCUGCUGGCUACUAACAUAAUCCAGCCUCCUCCUGGAUACAGCACAGGCAAGAAGAGGUUAAAUCUUAAGCAUGUAUUGUGCUCCAGGGCCCAGAAAACCUGACUGGACGGACUUCAGGGAACUCAGUUAGAGAGAUGACUCAACAAAUGAGUGUCUCCAGACAGAACCAUCCCAUACAGAGCCAAAUCCCCACCCACCCCCAAGCUUCUGUGCAGCUUCUGUGCAGCCUAAUACAGAGAGCCUAAUACACUUUUGCCUGGACUAGGGAUGUUAAAUUGCAGGUAGUCAGCUAGUCGAGUAGUCAAUGAACUUUCCAUCGACUACUCGAUUCGUUGAUAAGAGGGAAACUGGCUGGGAGCUAACCCUGCUGCAUCUCUGCCUUCUAAAUGUAUUAAAAGUUGCCAGGCUCUAAAUACCUCUAGAAGGCAGAGGCAUAAUGGGAGAAAAAGGUGUGAGCCGGGACAGCUGAUUCCUGGCCCUUUUAAGCUGUCUUCCCCCAGCACUGGCUCCUGCUUCCCCCAACUUCUGCUUCUCUCUCAUGGUGGCAGCAAGUCGGGGACAGAGGGAAGUGACUAAUGGAGUCAGUACUUGACUACCCAAUAAACAUAUGCUUAUUGGGCAGUAGAUGAGUUGCUUAUAUCCCUAACCUGGACUACCCCACUGAGCCUGUUACUUCUCUAAGCCCCAGACAUAUGCACCUGGGCCCCCAUCCAAACAAGCUUCACACACACACACAAUAGAACCCAUUUUGAGAACCAUUCACAUACAUCCAGACCUCUCAUGCAGAGUACCAACCACUGUUCCUGCAUCCAGAACUCCCAUACUUCAAGCCCCCACUAGUCCACCUGCAUCCACAUUGCCCCGUACAGAACUCACUCCACACCUGGAUCCCCUCCACCCACACACUAAACCCCUUUACAUUUGGAUCUUGCCAAUCUGGACCUGCCUCCCCAUACCUGAUGCGCUUGGUGUAGAGGGACAGGAUCCUGGGAUAUAUUAGGAGCAGGCUUGGCUCUUCCCUUGUUUUAGGCUUCGGUGCAGCUAGUCCAUAAGGGUGAGCAUAGGGCUGUACGAUGAUCAUCCACCUCCAUGCAGCCAGUGACCUGUGUUUUCCACUGCCGUGAUGGAACCUCCAUAUUUAUUCAUUAACAAACAGCAUUUGCAGAAGGUGCUGUUUUCUUCUGAUCUGUGCACCACAUGCAAGAAAAGAUUUUUGUAAAUAAGAUGCAUUAUACUUUAGAGUUGAGGAUCCUAAUCAAGAGACUAAAUCUUUUAUUAAGAAUAACUGGAUUCCUACAGUGCCAACAUGGAAGUUGUUUUGCACUAUCGACCAUUUCAGAAUGACCUCACAAAAUUGAAGAAACGUGCAGAAGAAACACUGAAAGAGUUUCCGAUUCGGCAACUUCCAAGAUUUCUUCCCUGGUUUCCAAAUGACUCACGCAAACUUCCCCUCAAGCCUAAAAGACAGCCACCUGUUAUUUCUCAUGAGAAAGCAGAAGAAGUGAAACAACUUGUUAACGCUUCAGAGCCUUUUAUUGGGUCUCGGUAUUAUGACUGUACAGUAGACCUUCUGGAGUUUCAGUCUAAUUUGAAAACUGGUCAAAGUUUAAUCGAGGUACAAAUGGUGCGUGCACAAAUUUAUUCAAGCAAUCUGGAAAUACAAUCAGCAAAUGAAAAACCAAAAUUGAGACGGUCUUGGAGUAUCUCGGUCCCUAAUCCUGCACUUAAAGAAAAAAUUCUUCCCUUAUCUAGAGAACUGCAAAGUAAUUUAGAAAGACUGAAGCUGCAUGCUUUUUAUAGAGCAAAGUGGACAAUUGAGCAAUCUAUUUGUAGUAAUCAAACUUUAGAGGACAUUUGGAUAAAACUGAACACAAUGAUCAAACACAAUGAAUUGCCAUCUUGCAAUGCUACAAUCCAGAGAUGCUUGGCCCAGAUAUGGGUUUUCUGUGACAUAUUAUACAGUGAAUAUGUUGGCAAUCUUCUUAGAGAAAGAUUAAAUCUUACUGGGAGAAUGAACUUGUUUGUACAUAAGUACGGAAUUAUAUUUAGUUUGUAACUUUUAAAAUCAAAAGAAAAAAUAUUACUGGCUGAAGUAUUAGGGUAUUUUUUAAAUAGAUGUAAAGUCUUUCUGCAUAUAUUGCAUAUUUGCAAACAAUUGAUGAAUUCAAUAUCAGUAAACUCUAUGAACAUUAGAAUUGUUUAUAUAUAAAUCUGCUUGACCGUAAAUUAUAUCAAUGUAUUUUGUAGUUAUUACGAAUAUUAUAAUAGCUUUUGUGUAACACUUUUUUCCUUCUCCAUGCACAGAGUCAAAGUCCGUUGUUGAGUGACUCUUGCAGAUCUGUGUUCAGAAAAUGAAAUCUGAACUUCCUUCCUGUACUUACUGACUGCUUUUUCUCUUCCCCUGAUUUCAACUCGUAUUUUUUUGAAGUGCCACGAUGAUGGAUUUUGGUUUUUCUCCUAGAGCUCCAAGAUGUUAAUUAACUUCAAGCAAUAACUCUCAUAAGGAUGAACAAUUUGUUUAAAAUGUAAAUUGAGUUACAUUCCAUGCACACCUUCUCAUCUCAUACUUAUUUGGUAUUUUAGAUAAAAUAAUUCAUAAUAAUAAAAAUAAAGAUUAGGAAAAAGUUAUUUGUAUUACGUAGUAAGUUCUUUCAUCUCCAUUAUUUUAUGCUUUUUCAAAUUAUAUUUUUCUGGUGUCCCUGCUUUUGGAUCUCUUCCUACAUUUGAGCUUCAGUAGCUUAUAAUUAUAGCUAUUUUAAAAAGUGCUAGGUUAAUAGUUAUUGAACCAUCAGCAUCUUGUAAAAUUAGUCUGUCUGACUUGUUAAAUUUUACAUAUUGAUGACUUAAACUGCCCCACAGGAUAUAUUGAUAGGUUACACUGUUGGAAAGCAGGUUGGAAAGCAGCAUGGCUUGCAGUGACAUGAGAGAAGAGAUCCAUCUUCAGUAUGAAUGUUGAGUAUAUUCCCUUUCUCUUCAAAGGGUUUCUUAUAAACUGUAGAGCAGGUACCUUGAGAACCUGUAAGAAUGCAUGGGCAUAUACAGGGGACCUCUGCUAGGAAAUUUACAGUUAUUGCUAACUGUCUUGGAAGAAUCUGUAUCCUAUCUAGAGGUGAAUUGUUACAGUAGCCUGUAGCAAUGAGGGAAGGUGAGAAAAUAGUGAAUGGGGAUUCCAGGUUGUUGCAUGAUAUCCCAAAGGCCAAUACUUCAGAUUGACGUACAGAGUAUUUCUGAGGAGACCCAACUGUUGGAAAAAUUAAUCAUUUUUAAC